Molecule: messenger RNA, 885 nt
Organism: Lepus europaeus (European hare)
Lineage: Eukaryota; Metazoa; Chordata; Mammalia; Lagomorpha; Leporidae
Gene: PRB4
Product: proline rich protein BstNI subfamily 4
Exons: 6
Coding region: 52-840 (262 amino acids)
Biological process (GO): actin filament polymerization
Cellular component (GO): cytoplasm; actin filament
Molecular function (GO): actin binding; microtubule binding
Source: RefSeq, a predicted model, not a curated record
GGUCUCCGGCCAAGUUCCCCUGAGAGCCGCCGGCGCCCACGCUCGAAAUUGAUGCCGGAAGAGUAUGAGAACCUAUACGAGAGCCUAGAUGCAACACAAAACGAUGAUGACAGCCAAGAAGAUCGUCCACACCACAGACCACCACGUCCAGGAGGCAACCACAACCACCAUCGCCCACCUCCUCAUGGAAACCACCAGCGACCACCACCUCCACAGAAUGGCACUAGACCUCCUCCUCCAGAAAAUGAACAAGAGUAUGAGAACCUAUACGAGAGCCUAGCUGCAACACAGAACAAUAAUGACAGCCAAGAAGAUCGUCCACACCACAGACCACCACGUCCAGGAGGCAACCACAACCACCAUCGCCCACCUCCUCAUGGAAACCACCAGCGACCACCACCUCCACAGAAUGGCACUAGACCUCCUCCUCCAGAAAAUGAACAAGAGUAUGAGAACCUAUACGAGAGCCUAGCUGCAACACAGAACAAUAAUGACAGCCAAGAAGAUCGUCCACACCACAGACCACCACGUCCAGGAGGCAACCACAACCACCAUCGCCCACCUCCUCAUGGAAACCACCAGCGACCACCACCUCCACAGAAUGGCACUAGACCUCCUCCUCCAGAAAAUGAACAAGAGUAUGAGAACCUAUACGAGAGCCUAGAUGCAACACAAAACGAUGAUGACAGCCAAGAAGAUCGUCCACACCACAGACCACCACGUCCAGGAGGCAACCACAACCACCAUCGCCCACCUCCUCAUGGAAACCACCAGCGACCACCACCUCCACAGAAUGGCACUAGACCUCCUCCUCCAGAAAAUGAACAAGAAAAUGAAUAAGAAGAUAAUGUCCUUUAAGAUCCAUGACUUUGGAACCAUGAUGUG